AUGACCAGCCCCCCUUCUUUCGCAGCCUGGAACACUCGGGGCUUCAACUCCCCGGACAAAACCCUGUGCUGUAAAGACCUUGUCAAAAAAUUUAAUCUUGACCUGCUUUUCAUUCUUGAAACUCGUAUCUCUCUUGCUAACUCCACCAACAACUGGUUCCUCUCCACCCACUCUAUUUUUCCCCAUGAAGGAUCUUACGAUAACUUCAACUGUGCAUCACCGGGCAGGAUUUGGAUAAAAUGGAACUCACUUAAGGUGACUUUCAAGCCGCUUGUUACUUCUAGUCAACUGAUACACGGUUUGAUCUUUUCAAACCUUAACAAUAAUUUCUAUGUCACUGUGGUGUAUGCCGCUAACUCCAUGGAGGAUCGAAAAGCUCUCUGGAAAGACAUUUAUGAUAUAGCCAACUCUAUUUCUAUGCCUUGGAUCAUUCUAGGUGAUUUCAAUUGCUGUAGACAUUCCAACGAAAAAGCGGGUGGCUCUUUGCUUCACAACAGUAAAAUUAUGGAUUUUCAUAACUUCAUUUUUAAAACCGGGGUCCAUGACCUGUCCUCGGUGGGUCAUUUUUUCACCUGGUACAACCAGAGGGCUGAUAACCCCAUCCACAUCAAGCUUGAUAGGAUGCUUGUCAAUGAUGCAUGGCUGGAUUCCUACCCGAACUCUUUUUACAUUGUGGAGGACCCCCUAAUUUCUGACCACUCUCCUAUUAUCCUGCAGCAAGAAGCUACCCCACUAAAUAAAAGGAGGUUUCAAUUCAAGAACUACUGGACUCUAAAUCCAGACUUUUGGAAUGAGCUUAUUUCCAUUUUUUCACAAAGAUAUCACAGCAGCCCUAUACACUCCUUCUACCAGAAGCUUAAAACCCUCAAGCUCAUUAUCAAGUCCAAAACUUGGUCCUCCUCUAAUUCCAUUAAGAGAGAUAUUGAUGAGUUAACCCAAAGCCAAAGUUCCAUUAUUUCUCAGCUUCAGACUUGUCCGCUUGAUCAAGAUCUAAAUUUGGCUUUAACUGACAUCAAUCAUAAGCUUGCCGAGAGAAAUGCAAAUUGGACUGACUGGAUUAUUCAACGGGCUAAAGCUAAAUGGCUGUCAUCUGGGGAGGAUGACCUUAAAUUUUUGUAUUCUCGUAUUAAUGUUAGACAUAACAUUAACUUGAUCAAAGUCAUCUCCACCAAUUCUGGCACUUUCUCCUCUAAAUCUGAGAUUUCUAAUGCUAUCAUUCAACAUUUCUAA
This is a messenger RNA of Dendrobium catenatum, 1230 nucleotides long. RefSeq lists its product as uncharacterized. The record is from RefSeq and is a predicted model, not a curated record. Gene Ontology annotation, molecular function: catalytic activity. NCBI's taxonomy places the organism in Eukaryota, Viridiplantae, Streptophyta, Magnoliopsida, Asparagales, Orchidaceae. The coding region runs from base 1 to 1230 and encodes 409 amino acids. The transcript has a single exon.